Molecule: messenger RNA, 3273 nt
Organism: Trypanosoma rangeli
Lineage: Eukaryota; Euglenozoa; Kinetoplastea; Trypanosomatida; Trypanosomatidae
Product: vacuolar protein 8
Exons: 1
Coding region: 1-3273 (1090 amino acids)
Molecular function (GO): protein binding
Source: RefSeq, a predicted model, not a curated record
AUGACCACCACGGAGAGCCGUAUUGCAGGACUUUUGUCUGUUCUCUCCGAGAGCGAGGAUGCUGUUCACUGCCCACUCUCUGUCUUUGCACGUAGCCUGCGGGAGGCAUCGUGGCCGCAGCAGCUACAACAACAUGCUUCAAUGAAUGGUCCGGUAGGCGGUGGUAGGUUAAUGGAUUUAAGCGACGUGUUGGCAGAGCGUUCACUGGCACUACUGCGGGAGGAAGAGGCGAUCCUGCGUGACAAGGAAGUGGUGCGGGUGGCGUACGACAAGCUGCGUGCUGAGUUGGCCCGUGCUGAGGCGCAGCUUCAGAGCUACGAGCAGCGCGCGCAGGAGGUGGCACAACAGAAGUCUUUUUGCAAAUUGGCGAUGAACCUGUUGGUGACGGGUGAUGUGCCAGAGUUUUACGCGCCGGAUGCGGGGCAUGUUGUGGGCGCACCCCGGGAAGACAUUGACACCACAAACAACAACGUCGCCAAUACAUCUGUGGACGGCGCGGUGGCGGCGCCGGAGGUGGCACCGAUGAGCUCAACGUCGCCGAAGCGCCCACGUCCAAGCUCCACAACGCAGAAACGGCACCUUGAAGUAGAGCCACAACAACAACACAGUGCCGGUGAAAACGGCAUGUAUAGGAGGGGUUGUGAGCAGUCGGUAUCAAAGGAGAAGGACGAGAACCCGGAUCUUUUUGUUGAAAGUGGGAAAGGUCAGCAAUUGUCCACGCUGGGAAGGGCUACUUCACGUACGCAUGGGGGCAGUGGUUCAAGCCCAACAGGUAGUGCACUUCUUGCGAUGUUGCGUUUGCCCGAUGUGAAGGAAAUGACACUUUUGCACGCGAUUGAGAGUUACGAUGAAUAUCAUUUUGGGAAGUCCAUGGUGUGGACUAAUAAAAAGCGGGAUGAAUUGCUACCAGUCCUUCUUGGUCUAUUGAGGCACCUGCCGUUACAGCGUCCACCCACUCAGUUAGCAGAGCUACACCUUCUUGGACAUUUUUUCCGUUUCCCGUAUGCCGCGCUGGCUGCAUCAGAACCCGCUCUUUUCUCCUCGCUGACGUCAGUAUCCUUGCCGGAGCCUAUGGUGAAUUUUAUUCUGCGCGCUUUGCUAAGCGAAGGUCAGGCUGUAACGAUACUCACGCGGCUACUUCAAAGCGUUAACAAUGAUGUUAAGUGCGAAGUAUUAGAGUGUCUUUUGCCAAUUAUUAUGAUUAGUUGUAACGAUGUGAAUAAUACUGCUAGCGGUAGUGGGCAUGCUUCUGAAAAUAAAGGGGCGUUACCAGACGCACGAAAAGAAUUUAUUACAUGCGGUGGUUUGCAGCCGCUUUUAAGUAUUGUAGCCUCCUGCACCUCAGAGGCAGUGUUAGAGCGGGCACUUGUGCUUCUGUGGAAUCUUAUUGCCCGCAACGUAGACGAGGAAAAGGUGCGUGAUGAGGUACGACGCCUUGGUGGGUUACGUGCUGUGCUGGAUCUCCUGUACACAGAUUCUAUUCCUAUUCUAGAGAAUGCGGCGAUGACGAUUGGUUACAUAACACGUGACGAGGCAUCCAAGGUGGAAAUUCGUGAAUCAGGUGGAUUGGAGAAAAUUACUGCAACGUUGCGUCAUCCCUAUGAAUCUAUUCAAACAAAAAUGGCAGGAGCUAUUUGGAAUUGUGCUAGCAAUGCUGAAAAUCGAACGUAUCUACGGCACAUUGGAUGCAUUCCAGCUCUCUUGGAGCUAGUCAGUUCACCAUACGAGUUUGUGCAAGAAAAUGCGGCAGGGGCUCUUUGGAAUCUUAGUGUGGAUCCUGAGAAUAAGGCACAAAUCGUUGAGUAUGGUGGUAUUGUAGAACUUGCUCAGCUUAUUGCCAAGAGCUCUAGUGUGACUGUUGUGGAAAAUGCCUCUGGUACAUUGUGGAACUGUAGCGCCGCUGUUGAAUCACGGCCCGCUAUCCGUAAGGCUGCGGCCAUACCAGUGUUGCUCUCCGUAAUGAAUCGGAAGUUGCCUCCCUCAACGCAGCCAAAAGGAGUUGCGAUGGGGAAGAAAGUAUCGGUGCCUCUCCCUAUAAGUGACAAAAUUCUGGAUAAUGUGGCCGGUACCCUUCGCAACUGUGCUAUUAAUGAUCAAAACAAGCCGGCAAUUCGUGAGGCGGGUGGUGUGGAGUUGCUGCUUAGCAAGCUUGAACUGGGUAUAUUGAAAAACCCAGCAUCUAUUCCAAUGCCGACAUUGGACAAGAUGGCGUCUACGCUAUGGAUUUUAACCAUUUCUCCAGAGAUAAAGCAUAGUGUUCGCCUCAGUGGUGGCAUUCCGAUGCUAGCAAAAAUACUUGAAAUGACUUCUGUCACCGCCGCAAAGAAAAACCAUACUAAAGUUGUUGUGCAAUUAACCUUGGGUGUAAAAGAAAAGAUUGUGGGUUUAUUGCGUAAUUGCUCUACUGUACAGGAAAACCGACAAGUGAUGGUGAGUGCAGGGGUUGUACGAGCUUUGGUCUACGCUGUAGAGGAUUGCUACCUUGCCGGAAAUGCCAAUCCUAAUGCAAGCAGCGUAUCCUCCUCCCAACAGCUUUUACCAUCGCUACAGAUGAAGGAAACCGUGGCGUCUGCGCUUUGGUACCUUUCACGUGAUGACAAGGUUGCACCCCGCGAGGAAGGUGGCCUUGAACUUCUUUGUCGUCUUCUGCUUGAGCCAGACCAGCCGUCUGCGGUACUCGAGCAGGCUGCUGGAGCAAUAUCCUCCUUGACAGUGAACAAUCAGGAAAAUCGGACCAAGCUGCGGGAGUUUGGAGGGUUGGAUGCACUUUUACGUCUGAUAGAAGAGAGGACACCCCUGGCGUUUUCACAGCAAGGAAGAAGCGGUGGUGAUACUAAGGACAGUUCGGCAGCAAUAUCAACCACCGCAAAGGGCACCAACAGUGGCACUGGCAAGACGGAGAAUACGGUAUCAAACACGUAUGCUGUUUUAAAUGCACUUCUGGCAAUUCGAAAUAGCACAUCUUCAAAUGAAGAGAACCUUCGUUAUGUGGCGGAGUGGCGAUACAACCGCGAGGGUGAAGCGGCCUUUUCACCGGCAACUUCGUUUACGGGAUGGCUUUUGUACAUUAUCCAACAUGGGUCUGAGGACUGCGCAAGGGAGGCAGCGCUUUGUGUGAAAAACCUCUGUGGUCACGCCAAAUCAUUAGAGUCAUUGCUGCAGCAAGAUGCAGUGGAGUUAAUUGGUGGUCUUGCAGAGCGUGGCUUUUCAGACUCUGUGCGUCGCGCGGCCGCAAUGACGUUGCACUCCCUCGCGCGAGCCCAGCGGCGAUAA